CCAGCCUCAUUUCUUCACUUGCCAGAGGAGGACAGUAUCACUGUCCUGAUGUGUGUAAAGCUGAGCACACAGCUCUUGGCAUUCCCUAGAGGCUCAGAGUUCCCUGCUGUCCUCCCUACCACUUUGGCAUCCAGAGUCACCUCUGGGUGGACCUGGAGCUCCAAGACUUCACGCUAGGUGGCCCAGGAUGAGACAUUGUGUUAAGUAACAGGCGGUUGGGUUAUUUGGGGGUUUUUUUUCUGGCAGAAUUGCCAGGUACUUGCCCGGGAGGAGAUGGGUGUGUCUGUCUGAUUUCUGUUUACAAAUUCGGCCCCUCCCCCAACAGUGUCACCGAUGGGGCAGGGGAUCUGUAGAAGCAAGACUGCGGGACCCUUUGUAACCACAGGCCGAACAGACCUGCCUCUCGGGUGCUACCUCCUGCCAGUACCAUCUCCCCGUUUUGCCUCGAGUUGGAAGGAAUCUGAACAGCUGAGGUUCCUUGUGUGUGCCUCAGGGAUUGUUACUCCCGUCUCUGCCUGAUGGUUAAUCCAGAGCUCCUGCCCACACAGAGGAUUGUAAUCGGUGCAGCAUGAGUUACAUGGGAGAAGUGGGAACUGCCACAGGAGGAUGGAGGAGUGGACGCCAAGCCAGCCUGGAGGCUGGAGCUGCUUCUCAGGGUGUCCAGAGUGUGGAGGUGCAGUUGGAGAACCAGAUGGUCCUGAUACAGACCACCCUGCCCAGCCAGGAGGUGCAGGCCCUUCUUGAAGGCACUGGGAGGCAGGCGGUACUCAAGGGCAUGGGCAGUGGCUUGUUCCAGAAUCUGGGGGCAGCAGUGGCCAUUCUCGGGGGGCCUGGCCCUGUGCAGGGAGUGGUGCACUUCCUGCAGCUGACCCCUGAGCGCUGCCUCAUCGAGGGGACCAUUGACGGCCUGCAGCCUGGGCUGCAUGGACUGCAUGUCCAUGAGUUCGGAGACCUCACAAGGAACUGCAACAGCUGUGGGGACCACUUUAACCCUGAUGGAAUGUCUCAUGGGGGUCCCCAGGACUCUGACCGGCACCGCGGAGACCUAGGGAACAUCCACGCUGAAGCUGAUGGCCGAGCCGUCUUCAGGAUAGAGGAUGAGAGGCUGAAGGUGUGUGAUGUGAUUGGCCGAAGCCUGGUCGUCGAUGAGGGAGAAGACGACCUGGGCCAGGGUGGCCAUCCCUUGUCCAAGAUCACAGGGAACUCAGGAGAGAGGUUGGCCUGUGGCAUCAUCGCACGCUCUGCUGGCCUUUUCCAGAACCCCAAGCAGAUCUGCUCCUGCGACGGGCUCACCAUCUGGGAGGAGCGAGGCCGGCCCAUCGCUGGCAACGGGCGAAAGCAGCCCGCCAGUCCCCCCGCCCACCUCUGAGCACAGCCUCAGCCUCGGGUCUGUCACUGUCCUCCCUGCUGAGCACUUCCAGAGGGAGGCCCUGCUCACCCAGUCCUAGGAGAACUAGUGUGUGGGGUGUGUCGGGGUUGCUGUGAUCUUCCCUUGGCAAAUUAAAGUUUUAUUUUCAUAUGGAA
Molecule: messenger RNA, 1524 nt
Organism: Mesoplodon densirostris (Blainville's beaked whale)
Lineage: Eukaryota; Metazoa; Chordata; Mammalia; Artiodactyla; Ziphiidae
Gene: CCS
Product: copper chaperone for superoxide dismutase
Exons: 8
Coding region: 569-1369 (266 amino acids)
Biological process (GO): removal of superoxide radicals
Molecular function (GO): copper ion binding
Source: RefSeq, a predicted model, not a curated record